Messenger RNA from Argentina anserina (silverweed cinquefoil), 1171 nucleotides. RefSeq names its product glyoxylate/succinic semialdehyde reductase 1. The transcript has 9 exons. NCBI's taxonomy places the organism in Eukaryota, Viridiplantae, Streptophyta, Magnoliopsida, Rosales, Rosaceae. The coding region runs from base 133 to 1017 and encodes 294 amino acids. Gene Ontology annotation, molecular function: NAD binding; 3-hydroxybutyrate dehydrogenase activity; NADP binding. Gene Ontology annotation, cellular component: cytosol. The record is from RefSeq and is a predicted model, not a curated record.
UCCAAAUGGGUAGGAUGUGAGGAGGAGGACAAAUGUCUGAGAAUAAUUGAAGUAGAAGGCAUCAAUCCUCUCAGAAAACGACAGCCCCAGAAGUGUCCCCGGCGUCAACCAACUAAUCGAAUUUGGUGGAAGAUGGAGGUAGGGUUCCUGGGGCUGGGAAUAAUGGGAAAAGCCAUUGCCGUGAAUCUUCUCCGCCAUGGCUUCAAGGUUACUGUUUGGAACAGAACUCUCUCUAAGUGCGAUGAACUCGUGGAGCAUGGUGCUUCUGUUGCAGAAACUCCUGCAGCAGUAGUUAACAAGUGCAAGUACACCUUUGCAAUGUUAUCUGAUCCUUCGGCUGCUCUUGCGGUUGUGUUUGGCAAGAAUGGCAUUAUUGAGCAUAUGUCUGGUGGAAAAUGUUACAUCGACAUGUCUACAGUCGAUGCUGGUACUUCUUCACAGAUUAGUGAGGCGAUUACAAAGAAAGGUGGUUACUUCCUUGAGGCGCCUGUUUCAGGAAGCAAAAAGCCUGCAGAAGAUGGUCAGCUAGUUAUACUUGCAGCUGGGGAGCAGGCAUUGUACAAUGAAGUGAUUCCAGCUUUUGAUGUCAUUGGAAAGAAGUCUUUCUACUUGGGCCAGGUUGGAAAUGGAGCAAAAAUGAAACUCGUCGUGAAUAUGAUAAUGGGCAGUAUGAUGAAUGCAUUUUCUGAGGGACUUGUUCUUGCUGGUAGAAGUGGACUGGAUCCUUCUGUUCUUCUUGACGUUUUGGAUCUGGGUGCUAUUGCAAAUCCAAUGUUUAGGUUGAAAGGACCUACUAUGAUUCAGAGCAGCCAUUCACCUGCAUUUCCUUUGAAACACCAGCAGAAGGACAUGAGAUUAGCUCUUUCCCUUGCCGAUGAGACUGCUGUAUCAAUGCCAGUAGCUGCCGCAGCUAAUGAGGCGUUCAAAAAGGCUAGAAGCAUGGGGCUAGGGGAACUUGACUUCUCAGCUGUGUAUGAGAUUGUCAAGGCUGUUGAACCUCCCUCUCAGAUCAGCUAGGCGAGCUCUCUGUCUUAUAAUGCAUGGUUUUGUAAGCAUACACUAUUGUUCUUCUGUAUCAUAACCAUUAAAUUUCCUCAUAGACAAAUGAUUGUCACAUAUAAUUUAGAUGCAAAUAAUAGCCUUGCAGCUACCCACCACACUAUUCACUUUA